AUGUGGGGGCCUGGCUUCAACGUUUCUCGAGAGCUGCUCUUGGCGGUCCGCCAGAGCAACCAGCAGCGAGUGCUUCAUCUCGUGGAGGGCCUCGUGGGAGCCCUGCGGCAACAGCGAGAGGCGAAAGCAGCCUGGUCAGCAGAGACCUUCGGCACAUCCUUGUGGGAUUUUGCUUGUGCAGUCCAACGCUUGUCGCGGCUGCCACUGGGUGAGCACGAAAAAGCCUUCUGGACGGAAGUGACGCAUGUCAUACGACAAACUCAGGUUUCAUUGCAGCCUCGUGAGCUGGCGCUCUUUUGCAACGCGCUGGCGUCAUCGCCGACGGUGGAACCUGCACAGCUGCUCCUCAAGCGGGCAGUUGAACUUCAAGCGGAAAUGACUGCCAAAGACCUCCAGAUGGUGCUGCACGGUCUUUCUCACUGUGCGAAUGGCGAGCAUCCAGGCUUUCCCGACCAAGCAUCCCGAGAAAGCCUGGCAGCCACUGUGCUGAAGGUUCGGUUGGACAAGGAUCAUCCGGUGCAAGCAGCGCAGCUCUUGGCUGCUUUCGUCAGGUUGCGCCACGACAAUGAUGCCGUGCUUUCAAAGCACCUUUUCGACCACGCAGUUGACACACUUCCCGGAUGUGAUGUGCAGUCCUUGACUGUCCUCUGCACGGCAAUUGCGGGAAGUCGUCGUGUAGCAAGAGCAUCGAUUGAACUGGCCGAGGGAUCCGAGGAAGCUUGGCAGGCGAUUGUUUCGAGAUUGGUCGAACUUCUGCCAAAAGCCAAGUCAUGGCAGCUUGCAUCUCUGGCCCGAGCGCUCAAAAAAGUCGGUGCCUCGCCAAGCAGCGUGGAGCCUUUUUAUGAUGGGAUGGAACAGUUACUGACUUCGACAGACCGCUCGGACUCCUUUUCGCCGGCUGACUUGACUUUCGUCGUGAACGGUUUGGCGCAGCAGAGGUGCCUGCAGCUGCGCAGGCCGGAUGCUGAAACCAUGAGCUUAGACAGACAGCCUCUCACCUCCUGGGCUUUUGAAGAGCAAAUUGGGCGCAAGCUACAUGCUUUCACCUCAUCAGAGCUCGCCGUGGUCCUGCAUGCAGCAAUGCGACUGAGACGUGGGGGUCCUGAUUUCUUCGAUAUGGUCUUGCCGAAGCUCUUAGAGUCCAAGGACCUCACAGCCAAGCAGCUGGCGCACUCCUUCAGCGCGUCGGCAGCGGCCGGCCUUUUCUUGGCGGACCUCACGAGACCGAUGCGGCUGCUGCGCCAGUUGCUUCCAGCGUGUGCAAUGCUGGGUCCUUCGCUCACUCCGUGGUCUCCGAGGGCCAUACCUUUGGCCGGACGACGUCCAGGCUUCUGCAACAGUCGAUGCUCUCUGUGCUCGCGCAAAGGAGGUGCCCCGCACAUGACCUGUGACGCAGUCCUUCAUGCCACAGCUUUGGCAGUGGCUCCGGCAGUACUUCGGAUCGUGGAAGUUGGUCGCGAGUUCAGCUUUCGGGUCUCGUGUAGACAGAAUCAGGCAGGGAAUCUGCGUCAAUGGAUGAUGGAGGUGUAUCCGGUUCAGUGGAAGAAGCGACUGCAAUCAAGAGCGGAGACGAGCGAUCUGUGUUUCCGUGCAUUUCCGGAGGUAGUGAAGGAUGAGCAGAAAUGCUACGAAAUUCGUGAGAUGCUGCGCAGAAGUGGCAUGGAUCCAGCGUCUCAGAACCGCUUGGUGCAGAUGCUGCAGACAGCUGCACACCCCGUCACCUGUGUCUUUCACGCAGCCUUCAAGAUUGUGGUAAUUCUGAUCUACAUCUAUGGUCGAUACAUCCACAGUGCUUAUGUCUCCACUUUCAUUUUGUGUACCAUUUUUGCUGCACUGGACUUCUGGACGGUGAAAAACAUCUCUGGCCGUCUACUUGUAGGACUGCGAUGGUGGAAUUUAGUCAAGGACGAUGGCUCCUCGGAGUGGGUGUUUGAGUCGAACCCAGACGAGGGCAACUUGAACGCCACGGACCGCAACAUCUUCUGGGGUGUGACAUACAUUUGGCCCCUGCUGUGGGCGAUAUUUCUCUUCAUGAACAUUCUGAAUUUCAGUCUAGAUUGGGUUCUCCUGAAUAUCAUGAUCUUCAUUUUCGCAGGUACGAACCUGGCUGGGUACUGGAAAUGCUCGACCGAUGCCAAGAAGCGGGCGCAGCAGUGGGUGGAGAGUCAAGGAAUGAGGGCAGUCGCCGGUGCCAUGGGAUUCGCUUGA
This is a messenger RNA of Symbiodinium sp. CCMP2592, 2208 nucleotides long. NCBI's taxonomy places the organism in Eukaryota, Dinophyceae, Suessiales, Symbiodiniaceae. The record is from the annotation of a GenBank genome assembly.